CCGACUACAAAUAAUAAGAGGGUGGAGGCUUUUUCUUAUACGAUGUUUCAUCUACGUGAUGCAUGAACCCCAGCGGGUCAGGGGAGUGUUGGAAAUUACGUUUAUCUCAUCAGGUUAAGCCAGUAUCAAAACCUAAAGCGAAACAGAUGAGGUCGAGUGCUGGGCAUGAGCACCGUAUUCGACCUUGACGAAGAUCCUGUGCGACUGCCUGUAAUUUGCCCGAAGUUAUGAAGAUGGUGUUCAGUUCUACCCCGUGCCAAUCAGGGAGAGUAUCAAAUUGCAAAUUUGGAAGCCAUCAAGCGAGCCAGUCCGUAUACAGGCCUUCUCCUGACGUGCGCACCGUCGUCGAGGGCCAGAUUCUUUCUCACAUUCUGCCGAGUGGAUAUUUCAAUUAUCCGUUGCAACUGUCAACUUGAUUGACCAUCUCGUAUACCUUCGAAUACUGAGGCUAUGCGCUGGAACGGUGGCGUAUCGAGCAUUUGAAGUCAUGAGAUUUCUCUCGUGUGGUAUCUCAGUCUUCAUACAUUGAAGCACGUCGAAGGACAUGCCUUGACUAGAAUCUUGGAUUUCGUUCGAAGUAUUUUCUCUAUCUGGUCUGUUCUGAGCAGAAUCGACGGAGUUAUUUGCAGAGGCAGAUACCAGCGCACCUCUUUGAUGAAGUGGGAACGCAGACUUGCAACUCUGCACUUAAAUGAAGCUCGCAUUUCCUUCCAAAUUUGCUUCUCCGCACACUGACCUCGUUUCAGCAGUCGGAUGGAACCUCGCUGGCGAAGUGUACAGCUGUAGUGAUGACCACACUAUUUGGAAAUGGAGCAGGAAUGGCGAGGCUCUUUGCCGAGUUUGUACCGUCACCGAGACAAGUUUUACAGACCUGCAAUGGUAUCCAUCGAUCUCCCAGCGACAUCAAACUGGUUCCAAAAGCGAGAUGUUUGUCGUCGGUUGCACUGACGGUUCGUUUCUCAUUAUCAGCAAAGGCGGUAGCAGGGAGAAGCGAGUCGAGGCACAUGAAGGGGCUGUCAUCUGCCUCCGAUGGAAUUUCGAAGGAACCGCUUUGGCAACAGGUGGAGAGGACGGCAUUGUAAAAAUCUGGUCUCAAAGUGGAAUACAUAGAUCUACUCUGGCAACAACAGGGUACUCAAUCUAUGCCAUUGCAUGGGGUCCAGACUCCGAUCAGCUUCUAUUUACCCAUGGUACUGUCCUCGUCAUUAGGCCCAUUCAGUCCACAUCCAAGCAAGUGGAGUGGGAAGGCCAUGAGUCUCUGGUGCUGACACUGGACUGGAAUCCUGUCAACAACUGUAUUUUAUCAGCUGGAGAGGACUGUCGUUACAAGGUUUGGGACUGCUAUGGCAGGUUGUUGUACAGAAGCUCGAAGUUUGAUUACAGUAUCACGUCCGUCGCGUGGUGUCCAUCUGGUGAAUUGUUUUCUGUGGCCUCCUUCGGCAUCGUACUUCUAUGCGAUAAGUCGGGGUGGGUUUUUUCAAAAGAAAGAUUGGAUACGGGGUUGAUGCAACGUCUUGCAUGGAGCAAAGAUGGGACACAGAUCGCAGGGGCUGCGGGAAAUGGAUGCGUCGUUUUUGGACAGCUUGUAGCCAGACAAGUAGAGUGGAAACGGAUUAUUGCUACUCUAGAAGAAUCCAAUCGAAUACGAAUUCAGGAUGUGCUCAACGAGACAGUAGAGGAGCUGGAUUUCCGGGACAGAAUAAUCAAAAUGAGUCUGAAUGCUAACCAUCUAGUUGUUGCGACUGCAACACAGUGCUGCAUAUACUCGACCUCCAACUGGAACACCCCACAUAUAUUUGAAAUCAAGGACACCAUAAUUCUGCUGAAGCUUUGUCGACGCUACUUUUUAAUGGUGGAUGCUUUCUGCGGGUUGCAGCUGUUCACUUAUGAAGGCCGUCACCUGUCUAACCCCAAAUAUCAGGGCUUACGUGCCGAGUCGUUGAACGACCAGAUUGUCAGCUUAUCGGACGACAUUUUGGCUAUCACUGACCAUUCCGAUAACAAAACUGUUAUAUUCCUUGAUGCUAGUAAAGGAAAACAAGUGGGUGAAUUGGUCCGGCAUACUUUAGAAAUUGUGGUCAUCUCUUUGAGUCAGAUGCGAUCAUCAACCGAUCAGAAACUCAUAUUUAUCGAUCGGAAUCAAGACCUGUACAUCACCCCCAUUUUUAGUGUAGCAUUGUUUAAGCUGGCAACCAUGAUUGACGAUGCAAUAUGGAAUGAUAGCAUCGAUAUCCUAGCAGCCGUUUCAAAUCAGAAAAUGAUUGUGUUGUACUAUCCACAUGCUGCGUAUGUGGACAAAGACCUUUUGAAGUAUGUCAAGCUCACGAAGGAGUGUCUUGUGGGAGAAAAUGCCAAGUUCCAAAGUUUCCAUGGCUCAAGAUGCACUAUUCGCCGGAAGGAUGGAGCAACUUAUUUCACGGAUAUCUCACCAUAUGCGUUUCUGCUAUUUGAGCAUGUUGUGCUCAAACAGUGGGAUCAAGCCAUCAGGCUGUGUAGAUAUGCGAAGGACAACAUUUUAUGGGCCUGUUUGGCAGCGAUGGCUGUCGAUUCAAAGGAAUUAAAUACAGCUGAGAUGGCAUACGCUGCACUAAACGAGGUGGAUAAAGUGCACUACAUGUUACAUGUGAAGGACCUGCCUUCUGAAGACGCUCGCCAAGCAGAACUAGCUCUCUUUAAGAGGAGACCAGAAGAAGCUGAAUCAAUAUUGCUGCAAGCAGGUCUCAUUUACAGAGCAAUCAAGAUGCACACCAGGCUUUUCAACUGGGACAGGGCGCUAGAGCUAGCAUUGCUUCACAAGCAACACUUGGAUACAGUUUUGUGGAUUCGUCAACAAUAUUUAAAGAGAACGCAUGUGGAGGAAACCAAGCAACAGUUUCGGCAAUUAAACCAGCAGGUACAAAUUGAUCUGGAAAAAAUUCUUGCCAAGAUCGACAAUGACAAAGAAAGGGAAAGUCACUGUCAACGUGCUUCCGGACACCAAACGAGCAAGCACCAGCUGGUUCAUGCAGUUACUCUGGUUCAAGGACCUUUCCUGCCAAAAGGAGUCUCAUCGAAAUGACAGUGCAUUGUCAAUCAAACCCUUUGCAAAUGGAGCAUGGUUGAUGCAUUCAUUCAUGCGGAGCAUCUUCAGAGGUGUUGGAGUGACAGCAGGACUCGACGACGACAUUCAAUCUCAGGCCUGUGAUUAUUGCUCAUGGUUAAGGCUGACACCUGUCUUGAUUAUGAUCUGAACAGCACAUGCCCAAACCUCGACAUAUAUACUCUCAGUCAAUCAAUCCCUCCCAUCCUUGGACUCUCGGGUCUUGACCGAAAUCUCCACUUCCGUGCACGUUGGAUUCCGAGUUGCAUGCUUUUAACACCCCCCCAGGAAAAUAGACGUUUUUGUGAGAGCUGGAUGGCGAAUCUUGCCACUAACAUUGAUUCCCCUUCUCUCCUCUGCUUUGCCAUGGACGUAGUGCUCGGACUGUGGAGCCUUGAAAUCUGGAAAGGUUACUGCGUUCGGAGUCAAGACUCAAACAAGAUACGAUAUCGCGUGUGAAUAUUUGAGUAACUGAAGUCAAAGGACAGUUUUAGAUCCGAUGGUUGCACACGUGAAAAUAGCCCGUAGUACUCCUGACAAUUAAAGGUUUGCUUGGAUGGACGGAUCUGCUAUGAUUGCUUCUCCAGCCCGCACAAUUUUCUGUUUGUUUCUAGACUCCCUAAUCGUCGAUGUUGCGAAUCCAUUAUUGCCAUUGUGG
This is a messenger RNA of Marchantia polymorpha subsp. ruderalis, 3737 nucleotides long. The record is from the annotation of a GenBank genome assembly. Lineage: Eukaryota; Viridiplantae; Streptophyta; Marchantiopsida; Marchantiales; Marchantiaceae.